ACCAUAUUUUUUGAUCUGCAUUGUUGCGCUACGUUAUUAGGGAUUUGUUGUCAAUUGAGCUAGAUCUAUAAUCUGUUGGAUCGGUUACAUAAUGUGGAGUACAAAUAUAGCAUAAAUCUUCAUCUCGGACUUAAAAAGUGUGAUGCGGUCUAAACGAAACGAUAUCAGGAUUUCCCGUAAAUUUGUACCGAAUCCUGGAUCAUUAAAGACGACAAAAAGGGACAGACAUAUCCGGUCCAUAAGGUACUAAUAAUACAUAACUAUAUCAAGUUUCAGCAGUGCAAAGUCAAAGUCGAAGAACGAUGACAAUGAUCAGGACCUAACCACGUGAGUAUUACUUUUGUCUCAUAGUCGUUUCAGGACACCUAGCGACAAGGUUCCCGUUGUUAAAGAUAACCGUAAUUCUGAAAGAAAGCCAAAGAACUCCGCUGCUUCUAAUCUGGGAUCCAGUCUGAAGUCAAGAGUCAUGUCAGAUCCAAAGCGAAAGCCCACUGAUAUAAGUGACGGCCGUCUAGCAUUGUCCGAACAGAAGCGUAAACGCUCAGGGGCUGAAAACUACAUCAACAAAAGGUUUUUGUAUGAUGUCGUAGAACCUCCUAAGCGUAACCGCCAGAAAAAGUUCCUACACUUCACAGACCGGUCAACAGCUGCUCUCAUGGCUGUUUCCUCUGCUAACCUUCUUAAGAAACACAAGUCAAAACUUAGUGUUUCUUCACAAAUCCCUGGCGAUCAUGAUUUAUUUCCUCGUGUUAAAAGUCGACAUGGUCGACGCCUCAAGCCAAAACAUGAGUACAGUCCUUCUCAGUCAGCUGAUGAACAUCAUUCUUUUGAUCAACCCCUCUCCACUGACAGUAGUUGGAAACCCAUCAGAAAAAACAAAGUUUUAUCACAGGCAACAAAAUCGCGAUCUGAACACAAAUCAGAUACGAUCAACUAUCUCAAACAUGACAAAUACAAUAAAGAGUACUAUUCGUCCGAUGAAGAUCGGGAAGGUAAUGGACUUGAAGGAAUUCUUUCAUCUAAGACCUAUUAUCCCGAUGCAUCGUGUAUAUCAACUUACUCUGACAUGUUCAGUGAACUUCAGAAACCAGAACAGCUUAUUCACGGUCAGAACCCGGAUACUGUGGAAAAUCAUGGAAGAUUGGAAUCAUCUAGAUUAAAGAAUCGUUCUAACCUUAGACGUGUACUCAGUCCAAGCUGUAACCAAAAAGAACCUACCAAUACAUUUUUACGGCAAACUAUAUUUCGUUCUGAUGAGAUUUCUCCUCCUAUUGAUCGACACACCACUAAUAUUCUUGAUUUUUGCAUUAGUUCGAAUGUUGAUCAAUUCGCACAUUUAAGAACCAAUUUAGAUAAAACAGCUAUACAUGAAGAUGAUCUGGAGUCUGCAGAACCACAUGGACUCGUUAAUAGACGAGUUCAACAGUCUCAAGAGGAACUGGAGGAAGAUUUACUUGCUCCAGAACUUUCCAUCAUUACGGGCUCAAACACUGCUGCCAGUUCUGAUGGCGUAUUAGUCUCUACAUUGACAGAUACUGGAGCAAUGUUAUCCUGCAAUUCAUCUUCAGGUAGCAGUCGACGAAAAUCUCCUGUUAGACCAAUGCAAGUGCUGAGAACAAAAACCACUCAUACCUCUACAACCGCAGCACCUAGUAAUGCAUCACCGACUAUGUUAGUCACAUGUUCUGAUAAUAACCCAUUUGUCUUCACAUCACCAUCGGUGGUUACAAAUACUGUAUAUACCAGGUCGUUAUCAGACUUAGAUCUUGGCCAUGAUGGAGAUGUGUUAACAUCUGGAAUGUGCUCUGUUUUGUCUGGUAACAAUUCACAAUCGCUUGGCGACUCUAAUCAACCCUUAGAAAACAGUUAUGUUGUGAACAAUUCGGAAUUAGAAAUUCACUCAAUCAGCGAUCAUUCACAUCAAAUUUUGUCUUCUGGAUCACCUCUAACAUUGACAUCCAUUAGUUCUGUUAAUCAAGUUCCAGUUUGUAUUGAUAGUCCGAAUGCAUCAAAGGGAAAUACAACAGUUUCGUCAGGCUUACUGCCAUCACUUCUUACUCAGUCUACUACACGCCCAGUUCCGGUCGUUCAACAACCCAUCAUCUCUCGUGUUUUUAUGGCGCCAAAUACAACACGUUCAGUCACAACUCCUGUACCGAAGCCUGUCAUGUCAGUUCCUCAUUCUACUCUUGGUUCAGUUUCUUCUCGACGACGUCCUACUAUUUUAAAGCGAACACUAGGAACUGUCAACUCGACAACUUCCAAUUCACUGGUCGCUUCACGACCAACAGUUUUCGAAACGUCCGAUAAUGAUGUUGAUCUGUCAACAUCCUCUAGUCGUACUAUUAAUGUAUUUAAUCCUGGCAGUACUGGACAGUUACAAAAACCUAUCAAUUCCAUAACUACGGAAGAGUCUGGAUCUUCUGGGAAUCUGACCAACACAUCUACUAAGUUAUUACAACUAGUUACUACUACAACAACAUCAACUCCUUCAGAUCGUUUAAAUCCUAAUCAAACUGCUAGUGAUCGUUUAUUUGGUAAGCGUCUUAUUGCUUACAAUAGAAACGCAUCACAUACUCCUAAUAAUACAGUGUCAAAUACCACUCAGAAUUCAGGGACAACUCAUCACCAGAGUCCAGCGCCAACAAAUACAACAAUUAAUACUGCAACUCCUUAUCGAUAUGCUGUUGUUCGAGGUUCCGCAGACGGAAAACAAUAUGUUUUAAUCAGCAACCCUCGUAUGGUUGAUCAGACAGUUCAUGAACAACCAGUUGCAACAUUGACUACAGCUGUAAAUGAUGCACCCUUAGAACCCAUCUACGUUUCAACACCUACAGUUAGUGAGAAUUUCAAUUCUGAACAACUUUUUUCUGUCGAUUCCUGUGUAUCAAGAGCUUUCAAAGUUGAAAUCAACGGUGCCCAUUUAAUUCGAAUGAAUCCUGAAGGGCAUUCGAUAUCGGGAAAUGAUCGGCAAAUCAGAACAAUUUACACUACCCCACAAGGUGCUACAACUUUGGCAGCUACAUAAAUCACAAACUAAGUGUUAUUUUGUUUCAUUUCAUUACCAUUAAUAAUUUUACUGUCAAAAUUGUUUUCAGUCUCUGUUAUAUCAGUUCUUUUAACUUCAUUUCUAAAUUUUCCACAACAGCAUCCCCUGAGUAAAGAAAUCCACCUUAUAUAAAUCUCGUUUACAUCCUAGUCCGGUAUUUAUACCUCUACCCUUCUAAUGCCUUCGCUUUCGGUUCAAUUCCGGCUAUAUUCAUUCAUCAUUUAUAAAAAAAUAAAUGAACUCAUAUUUUUUUGUUCACAAAAUCACUCAUUUGUCUUUUUCAAAGUUGGAUUUUUACAAAGACAUGUCAAUUUCCUUGAAUAUACAUGCAAUCUUGUAAAACUUAACUUAGUGUCUUUUUUUUAAAUCACUUUCAUUGCGCCUUCAUCUUUUUGUCCUUUAGUGUUUGUGUAUGUGUUUUCGAGCUUAUUUUCUACACUGAGAAGUUUCUAAUUUCACAGGAUCUUCUAUCUUAAUCAUACUAUUCAAGUGGAUGAAAUGAAAUAUUGUACUUUACCAUAUGUAAACACCUUAAAAGCGUUGUAAUUCUAAUAUUAUUGAUGUGAAUUGCUAUUAUCAAUAUCGGUAUGUGAUAUAAAUCUAAUAUACGUAAAGCAAUUUUCCAAACUUGU
Molecule: messenger RNA, 3681 nt
Organism: Schistosoma margrebowiei
Lineage: Eukaryota; Metazoa; Platyhelminthes; Trematoda; Strigeidida; Schistosomatidae
Source: the annotation of a GenBank genome assembly